AUGGGCGACGAAAGCCACCCGAAAACUCUCUACGUCGGUAAUUUAGACGCGAGUGUGACAGAAGAAUUUCUAUGCGCGUUAUUCGGCCAAAUAGGUGAAGUUAAAGGCUGUAAAAUAAUACGUGAACCAGGUAAUGAUCCGUAUGCUUUCCUUGAGUUUACAAAUCACGCGUCGGCGGCUACGGCCCUGGCCGCCAUGAACAGGCGAGUAUUUCUCGACAAGGAAAUGAAGGUUAACUGGGCUACGAGUCCUGGUAAUCAGCCUAAAACGGAUACAAGCAAUCACCAUCACAUAUUCGUUGGUGAUCUAUCACCAGAAAUAGAAACUCAUAUUCUACGUGAAGCUUUUGCUCCGUUUGGGGAGAUUUCGAACUGUCGAAUAGUACGUGACCCACAAACGCUCAAAUCUAAGGGUUAUGCCUUCGUUUCGUUUGUUAAAAAAGCAGAUGCUGAAGCGGCAAUACAGGCUAUGAAUGGACAAUGGUUAGGGUCGCGAUCCAUACGUACUAAUUGGUCAACGCGUAAGCCACCAACCAAAGGUCCAAACGAAGGAGCACCCAGUAGCAAACGUGUAAAACAACCGACAUUUGAUGAAGUCUACAACCAGAGCUCACCGACGAACACCACAGUAUACUGCGGCGGUUUCACUAGUAAUGUAAUUACAGAAGAAUUAAUGCAAAGCACAUUUUCACAAUUCGGCCAGAUCCAGGACGUAAGAGUGUUCAGGGAUAAGGGAUAUGCUUUUAUUAGGUUCACAACUAAAGAGGCCGCUGCUCAUGCUAUAGAGGCGACACAUAAUACGGAAAUUAGUGGACACACAGUGAAGUGUUUCUGGGGUAAAGAGAACGGAGGGACAGAGAACCAGAGCACCACAAAUCCACCGGCCGCACCUGCAUCGAUGGGUGCACAAACACAAUAUCCCUAUGCAUACCAACAAGGAAUGGGUUACUGGUACACUCAGGGUUAUCCUGCCAUCCAGGGUUACAUGGCGCCGGGAUAUUAUCAGCAGUACGCUGCAGCAUACAGCAACCCUCAAGCCGCUGCCGCGGCGGGAUACCGUAUGAGCAUGCCGGGCGGCGCGGUGGGUGCGGUGGGCGCGGGCGGCUCGUGGGGUGGCGCGCCUCAGCCUCUCGUGUACUCGGUGCCUUCGCAGUACCCCUCUCAGUAG
Molecule: messenger RNA, 1167 nt
Organism: Danaus chrysippus (African queen)
Lineage: Eukaryota; Metazoa; Arthropoda; Insecta; Lepidoptera; Nymphalidae
Source: the annotation of a GenBank genome assembly